Messenger RNA from Trichoplax adhaerens, 819 nucleotides. RefSeq lists its product as uncharacterized. The coding region runs from base 1 to 819 and encodes 272 amino acids. The record is from RefSeq and is a predicted model, not a curated record. Gene Ontology annotation, cellular component: phagophore assembly site membrane; Atg12-Atg5-Atg16 complex; cytoplasm. The transcript has 9 exons. Gene Ontology annotation, biological process: autophagy of mitochondrion; cellular response to nitrogen starvation; C-terminal protein lipidation. NCBI's taxonomy places the organism in Eukaryota, Metazoa, Placozoa, Uniplacotomia, Trichoplacea, Trichoplacidae.
AUGACGGGAGAAAAUAAAGAAAUUCUACGUGAAAUUUGGGAAGGCAAAUUGCCAAUACGUUUUUUACUGGCUGACGAUGAAGUUAGCGCCUUGGAACAGCCGGAAUCUCUCUACUUACUUGUGCCAAGGAUGAGCUAUUUACCAUUAGUCACCGACAAAGUAUAUAAACACUUCAUCCGUGCCGUAAAUCAAGACUGUAUUGAGGAGAUGUGGUUUGAAUUUGAAGGUCAACCUCUUAAAUGGCAAUACCCCAUAGGAGCUUUAUUUGAUCUAUACUGGGGAAAUAAUGUACUACCUUGGAACUUAAUCGUCCAUUUUCAAAAAUUUCCAGCUGAUGAAAUUUUAAAGGGUGGUAAAGAAGCAGCUGAAUUCCAUUUUAUAUCAUGUAUAAAGGAGGCUGACUCACUAAAGCAUAAGUGCCACGUCAUUCAUGGCCUGCAAAAGAAAGAUCACAAACAACUUUGGCUUGGACUAUUAAAUGAUAAGUUUGAUCAAUUCUGGGGUGUAAACCGACGCUUAAUGGAGCGUGUUAAUGACGAAUCGUUUCGCUAUGUUCCUUUUCGAUUACACCAGGUCGAUAAGCCGUUCCUUCAAGAACUAGUACCUACUAUUAAAGAAGAUGGUUCUUGCGGAAAUUUUGGAGAUCUUUUAGAAAUAGCUUUACCAGAAGCAAUUGAUGAAGAGGGUAAAAUUAAAAAGGGAUAUCGGAUCAUCACCCAAGGUAUCGAAAUUCCGCAAAAUACUGACUUACAAUGGAUGAGUUAUCACUUAAGCUAUCCUGAUAACUUCUUACACGUAGCAGUUCUAACCGAUACAUAA